AUGCAGAGUGCCGGGUUGGACUCGGCCUGGAUCGACCAUACCUCUGAGGGAGAGAGCGGGGGGUCCGGGUCUUCGGCGUCUGGGGAGCCUUCGCUCUGCUGGACGCACGAGGGGGGUUCGGAGUACUGCGUCGCCACCUCGGAUGGGGUCUGCGCGGACGUCGCGGACCCCGUCACGGAGGUCGCGGACGGGCAGCUGCCCGACUUCCUGGUGAGGGAGUGGGAGGAGGACGACUACGUGAGGCCGGACUACACGCUGUCGUCCACGGUGGAGGCCCUGCACGGCUGGGUGAGGGUGUCGGGGGACAACGAGUUCGACCUCUCGGAGCGUGACUACGUGAUCGGCAUCAUCCUCGCCGCGGUGCCUGUGUUCAUCUUUGGCUUUAUCGUGGCGUGUUGCUGUCUCCCGGUGGGGCACGUGGCGGCCAGCAGCAAGCAGCACCACCUUGACGGUGGGGGGUUCUUCGGCUGCUUCUGCCCGGCGAGGUGUAAGCGAGGCGACUUCAUGGGUUCGGGCACGCUGGGAGUGGUGGUGUUCUUCACGAUCGUCACCAUCAUCGGGGGUGCGGCGGCCAUCUAUGGGGUGCGAUCUGUCGACGGCCAGCUGGUGAACUUAGUGAGCUCACUGGAGGACAUCGGGCAGGCUAUGGGCGAGGCCCAGACGGGGGUGGAUUCAAUCUACACCCUGCUCACCAACGUGGAGUUGAGCUUCGAGGAGGUUUCGUCGUGCUCUCUCGUUAGCUCCCUCGAGGGUGUCGAAGCGGGCAUCGAAAGCGCCAAGCUUGCGGUUGAAGAGCUCAUCGAAGACGACCAGCUCGGCAGCGUGAGCACCAACAUCCUAGAGCUCGAGGAGGAGUUCAGCAACACCCAGACCACGCGCAGGGGGGUCGUCUACGCUGCCGGCGCCUUGGUGCUGGUGAUGUCGGUGGUGUACGUGUCGGUCGGCUACUACGCGCUGGGCAAGGACGACGGGAGGGGCAAGGCCGGCGGCGCGCGCAUGAGAGGGCCCGUGCUGAUUGGCUGCCUGAUCCUGCCGCUCACCUUGCUGGUGAUCCUGCUGUGCUGGUUCCUGUUCGGCGUGUCUACGUCCGUGGCUCUCCUGACGUCAGACUUCUGUGUCGACCCGUCAGGUCACGCGACGGAAGCCUUCUCGAAACCGGCCGACCAAGAGCUGGUGGCGUACUACACCUCUUGCGAGGGUGCCAACACCUUCUCCGACCAGCUUGUCACGGCCUACCUGCAGGGGUCCGCGGCGCAGGGGCUGCUCGACGCCCUCGAUGACGACGAGUUUGCCACGGAGUGUCCGGACGAGGUCGAAAGCAAGGAGACUCUCGAUGAGAACAUCGUCCUCAUCCUGGCGCAGAUCGACUCCCUCGGCUACCUGGUUCAGUGCGGCAGCGUCAAUCCCUACUUCGUCGAAGGCGUGGAGGAAGCCCUGUGUACCGACGCCCCGGACGCCAUUUGGUUCGUUAUCUGUGGCUUCGCCGUGGUGUCAGUGGGGCUAUUCGUGGUGGCCGUGUCCUUCCGACUGCUGCUCCAACAGAAGGAGGAGGGUCUGUACAAGGUCAUCUUCGAGGACGAGAUCGAGGCCAGCGAGACGUCCUCGUCCUACUCGGGCAGGUCCGACGACAGCUGGUCCCGCGCCCACGACCUGAAGAAGGGUAGCCUGGCCUACGACGGCGGGGGGCGCGUCCAGAAGGGGCAGGAGGGCUCGUCCUCUACGCCAUCCACCCUGCCGUCGUCGACGCCUCAAGGGUUUGGCGGGGGGCACCACGGGGUCGCGGCGGUGGCGGUAAGCAGCAGCGCUUCGAAGGACCUCCGGCAGCAGCAGCAGCAGCAGCAACGCCAGAAGCAGGCGGUGGCAGGGGGCAGGGGGCGGUCGACGCCGGUGGAGCUGGCGACACCGCUCUCGCGCGCAGCGGCGGCCGGCGGCGGCGGCGGGAGAAGUGGCGUUCCUGUUGAAGACUUCCGCCAAGGAGGGGGCUACCAGGAGGCGGCCGGCGCCCGCACGGGGAGGGGGCAGCGGGGGGCGGGGUCUGGUGCCAUCGCGAGAGGGAGGAGCCGCCGCAGCAACGGCAGCAGUGGUAACGGCAGGAGCGGCGGCGGCCACAUCCCUAUGGACAACUUUGCGAGCGGAAGGUCCAGUCAUUCCAAGCUCUUCCGUGCCCUCGCCGGGCUGGACGACCCCGAGGACGAAGCGCCGGCCGUGAUCGUGUCGAGGUACGCCGACCAACGCUCCACCCGCAACCUCGGGGGGCCCGCGGGUGCGACGACAGCCGGAGGAGGAGGAGGAGGAGGGGGGGCGGCGAGCAGAGGCGAGCUCAGCGGCAGCGGUCAGCUCCGGUACGCCUUCGGCCGCGCCAGCAGCGUUGCCGGGGGCGGCGGCUCUCGCAGGAGGAACAACGCCCCGGCCUUCGACGAACACGACGAGGACAGCGACAUGGACGAUGAUUUCAGCGACAGCGACGGGGGCUUCGGGGGGGGAGCGGCGGGCGGCAAGGGAAGAGGGCAGGGGUCACUCGGAGAGCGUUCUUCUAACGGCGGUGGCGGUCGCAAGAAGAGCGGCCGUUUCAGCGGCGGCAGCGGCGUCAGCAGCGCCGGCGUCGUGGCAGGACCGUCGGCGGCGGCAACGGCAACGGCUCACGGGACGUGGGCGGACUUCAGCAGGGACUGCGCCCGCCGCCCGGACGCGCCCACCCUCACCAGCGCGGACAACGCGGAAAUCUUCCGGAGCAGCAGAGAGCUCCGCCGCUCCUCGCACGCCCGGUCGGCGGCGGUAGGCGACGCCGCCGCUGCCGCUCCGGGGUACGAGGGCCGGCGCGGUGUCCCCGGCGGCGGUGGGGGGGCGGCGACGACGACGCGUGGUGACCGUGCGGCGCAGCACGCGGGAGAAUCGAAGCACGAGGACGGCGGGCAAGUUCCUCGUCGGCGCCUGGGCGACGGCGGCGGCGGCGGCGGCGGCGGCGCCCCGGGUACCGCCAAGGCGAGAGCAGCGGCGGUCGUGCCAGCAGGGACGAGGCGGCGGCGGCGGCGACAAGGAGGGUCGCGGCCGUCACGGGAACGGCUCCCACGACGAGCGGCCGCUCCGGCGGCGGCGGCGGCGGCGGUGGUGUGCCUGCGGGCGGAGGAGGCGCGAGCGCGAGGCCGGGGACGAGGAUAAGAGACGCCAUGAAGGACCGUGGAGGAAACGGCGCCGGGCGUGGAUGAGAUACAUGACAUCAACAUGCGUUUUGAAGCGUACGAGGGUGGUUGACGUGUGAGCGGUGGCGGGCGGUGGCGGCAGAGUCAGUCGCCCCAAGCCAGCGAUACCUGCACGACGCAUGAAUGUUUGUCACAACCCCAGGUGUUUUUUUGGAGGGAGAGAUGCGGCUGUGGGGGCAGUGCUACCCACCCCUUGGUAGAAUAGGUCUUUGCGACCAUGCUACAUUUUGUGUUUUGGGCCGUGGCGGCGGUGGAAGCCGCUGCGGCCGGGUACGUGCUGCUUCUUCUGACGGCCGAAGCAAGUACCACGCGGCGCGCUGCUGUUUUUCGAAUCUAUGUUUUCACGUAGAUAGACGACCCUGUUUUCUCCCUGUGGCACGGCUGCCGCUCUUCUCAGCGCCGACGGCAGGCGUCUCCUCCUCCUCCGACUCCGCGUGAGGAUGAAUGAAGUUCGCUCGCUCGCCGACAGUUUUCUUGAGCGUGUCCUACAUGUUUGUGGUUGUGCACUAGUGGUUUUUCUGUACUCUUGUGUAACGAUGGUGGCACUUUAUGAUUGUCGUUGUGAUAUACACCCUUUCGCUGGUGUUGGUCUUUUUUUUUUGCACUAUUUUUUUGGGGGGGCGGGGAUGCGGUUAUUUCGAACCUUUCGAUCCGUGUGGCUAGCCUCCGAUAAACAGUUUCGGUGUUUGUACACAACACGUUGUUCGCAGUAAGGUACAGUAGUGGGGAGACCAGGAAAAAAGGGAAAACGGAAAAUGAAAACAAGCUCAAGUACCGACGUGUACGGCGGCAAUUUUCCGAGAAUGUGAUGAAUGAACGGGCGGUGUGUGGUGGCGUCUAUGUUUGUUGUGGCCAAGAUAGGCUGGGCUGGGCGAGCCUUGGGACGCUCAGCUGCUGCGUAGACGAACGCAGCAAUAAACCACAGGAUUCUUCUUUGUUUCUUUCGUUUUUUGUUUUGUAGUUUGCCGGCGGCGAGAGGCCUGUUGCUUUUUGUCUCUCGCUGUACGUAAGGUGGGUAUUUGUUUGCUUUUUGUGUUGCGUAUCUCUCGCGGUAAAGGUGGGUAUUUGUUUGCUUGUGUUGCUUGUCUCUCUCGCCGUAUGGCGGAUGUUUUGUUUGUUGAAAUUAACUCGUGUGUGUCCCUCCGAAAGCACCCUAUUUUGGUGAUCGAUCUACUAAGUGGUCAGUAUUCAUGUCAAGCGCAAGGCUAAAGACGACGACUGUCGAUAGGGCAAUUCGAUGCCGCGCUAUGAUGGUCAUCCAAGAUCUUCGGAAGGUCCUUGUUCGACUAGUCUGCCCUACUUGAAGAACCUCUCGUGAACGCUGUGGUGGUAAGAGAUGAUAUUAUCCUUUUGUCUUGGUCGGCUUGCUCUAAUAGAGCUUCAAAUACAUUGGGUGCUUCGUUCGGUGCUGCUGUUGUCGCUGUCGCAUCGAAACUCUUGCGUGUUGACAAGUUCGCUUACGGGCGGCGGUUCGCACCAUUUGGUGGCCGCAGUAAUUGAAGGCGAUGGCGAGCUUCGUUCGCGUUGUUUGUGGGCCGUCCGUGUGCAUCCUAUCCUAAGCCUCGUCCUGCAUAAUAUAUGUUGUCGUGGGGGCGGGGGGUAGGUACAGGCAGUAUUUUAAGUUUUUGUGUAAGGUAGUAGGGUGGUCGUGGGUUUGUGUUGUAUUUUGUAACAAACAGAGUCUCGCCGUCGCGCGUUGCAGGGAGGGGAGGGGAGGCAGGGCGCAGCGGGGCGAACGCGCGCUGGACCUUGCCGGGGUGGACAGUGGGCAAGCCGUAACGACUCUCGAGCUGUGGAUAGUGUCCUCUGUCCCGAAGUACAACGGCGGAGGUUUGCGUAUAUGUAACCUGGUUAGUUGGACGCCGAAGAGUAAACAGGUUUUUCAAGGCGCUGCCUCGACAUGCAUGGACGAGGUGUUGCUGUAUGAAGGGAACGCACCUAGCCUUCACAUAAUACGUACGUGGACGAAGCCCUGCUGCGUGUAGGGAAUGCACGAGCGCAUGGAGUCUUGUCGCUCAUUGUGUGUGGAACUCGUGAGGGGCAGAAAUGGAUCAACGCAAAAGCAGAUUGAACUUGGUAGUCUACAGCUUUCCUUUUUCACGCGGGAUGGUCGGUGUCCACGGGAUAACUCUUCGCCAGAGUAUAAAGCAUACUUAUACGGGCAACCUCUUAUUUUGCCGCGAGGUUUACUCUUGGCGUUAACCGAACAGGCACCAGACUUCCUGCGGAGUUUUUUUUCUUCUUUGUAUUGGGCUACAAUCUACAGUAGAUGGGUCCGGUUGUUGUCUGAUUCAAGCACGUGCGUCUCGAAAAAAGUGUACCUCGAAACAUUUGUGUGUGAUCCGGUGGAAACCGGGCAUAGGUAGGUAUUU
Messenger RNA from Ectocarpus siliculosus, 5572 nucleotides. The record is from the annotation of a GenBank genome assembly. Lineage: Eukaryota; Phaeophyceae; Ectocarpales; Ectocarpaceae.